AUGGGAGGGGUUUUCGGCCGGCCGAAGCAGCAUCGCGGAGACGGGAAAGUCGUGGCUAUAACGGGAUGCUCUAAAGGAGGAAUUGGUUACGCCCUCGCAGAGGAGUAUGCACGGCGGGGCGCCAAGGUGUUUGCGACGGCACGGUCGGUAGAGGCGAUGGACGGGUUGCAGGAGCAGGGCGUGAGUACAGUGAAGCUGGAUGUGACUAAAGAGGAUGAUAUCAAGUCUGCUGUGGAUGUGAUUGUAAAGAGCGCUGGGCAGAUCGACAUUCUUGUGAACAACGCGGGUGUGCUUAUCAUGGGGCCUGUGGCGGACCUCCCGCUCUCCUCCUGGCGCCACGGCUUUGAAACCAACCUGCUGGGGGCAGUGGCUAUGGCACAGGCCGUGUUCCCCCACAUGGCUGAGAGGCGGAGCGGGUGCAUUGUGAAUAUAUCGAGCAUCCUGGGUUACCAGGCAUUGCCCACGGGCGCUGUGUAUGCAGCGUCCAAGGCAGCACUGACUGCAGCGACCGACUGCAUGCGCAUGGAGAUGAAGAACCCCACACGCUCCACGGCAGGCCCGUGGGCGCUGUGCUGUGUAUUCGGCAUUCAAGACGGCGUUGACCGCAGCAACCAGCUGCAUGCGCAUGGAGAUGAGGUCAUCCCUCUAGUCCCUGCUCUCCCGCCUGUCCCAAAUGCUCCACGGCAGCCCUAUGGCCGUUGUGCUGUGUAUUCGGCAUUCAAGGCGGUGUUGACUGCAGCAACCAGCUGCAUGCGCAUGGAGACGAGGCACCUCUAUUGGCCCAUGGGUGCUGGGUAUUCUGCAUCCAAGGCGGCAUUGACGGCAGCGACCAACUGCACGCGCAUGAAGAUGAAGCACUCUCCCCUUCCCCUUCACCAUUCCCCCCUCAACUGUGCUCCCCGUACCCUGAUCACAUGCUCCAUCACAGGCCCAUGGGCGCGCUGUAUUCGGCCCAUGGGCGCAGUGUAUUCUGCAUCCAAGGCAGCGUUGACGGCAGCGAAUAACUGCAUGCGCAUGGAGAUGAAGCCGUCUCCCUUCCCUUUCCCCACUCUCUCUUUCUCCCAUACUCGACCCUCAUUACGCGCUCAAUCACAGGCCCAUGGGCGCUGUGUAUUCUGCAUCCAAGGCUGCGCUGACGGCAGCGAAUAA
Molecule: messenger RNA, 1149 nt
Organism: Closterium sp. Naga37s-1
Lineage: Eukaryota; Viridiplantae; Streptophyta; Zygnematophyceae; Desmidiales; Closteriaceae
Source: the annotation of a GenBank genome assembly